Molecule: messenger RNA, 440 nt
Organism: Austrofundulus limnaeus
Lineage: Eukaryota; Metazoa; Chordata; Actinopteri; Cyprinodontiformes; Rivulidae
Product: isocitrate dehydrogenase [NAD] subunit alpha, mitochondrial
Biological process (GO): tricarboxylic acid cycle; isocitrate metabolic process
Cellular component (GO): mitochondrion
Molecular function (GO): magnesium ion binding; isocitrate dehydrogenase (NAD+) activity; NAD binding
Source: RefSeq, a predicted model, not a curated record
GUGCUGACCAAGGACCUGGGAGGAAGCUCUAAAUGUUCAGAGUUCACCGCUGAGAUCUGCCGUCGAGUUCAGGACCUCGCCUGAAGCUGCAGCGCUGAGCGGGGCUCGUCCCGUCUGCCCCCCACCCGCUCACACACUUUGAUCAGUUAUGUUUUCUAACGUUCAGAGUAAAAACUGUAUUUAUGCGAGGGGGCGGAGCUUCUUCUGACAUUCACAAGCGAAACGCACAAGUUUGACCCGACUAAGAACGAGAUGACAUGAGCUCAGAAGUGUUUCUUAUUCACAUCAGCACUGCUGUCAACUCAUUUGUGUUGGGUUUUAUUUUGAACGAUUUUCUGUAACUGCUGCUUUAAAGUGUCCUUUUUAUUUAUUGUUUUUACUUCCUGUUUCGAUUUUCUUCUCACUGAACCACAAAUAUACCAAACGUCUAUGAAAAAGGA